UGAGCAAAGACGCGAAUUUAUGGAAUACAUUUCAACGAUAUAUUUCUAGAAAUGAGCCACCUGAAUCUUAAAUUUCUACUCCUAGUCAGCUGUUGUUUCCAUCACUGCCAGCUUCAAGCCGCACCUUUUUCGGAUACCGACCAAUUGGAGAACGAGGUUUUAUUUGCUGGUUUUGGUGACGAUUUGGACUGGAGUCGGGCCAACUGGCAGCUGGUGAUCCCCUGGCUGAUGGAGCGCCAGCAGCUGCGUUUCUGCGUCUCCCUGGCCAGAUUCGAUGAGCAGUUGGUGCCGGGAACAGCCUGCCAGGCCCUUCUGGCCAACGGGCCGCUCAUGGACAACUGCGACAUUGGAAACAUCGAGGACCUGACCAUGACCAUGCGCUACGCCUUUGGCGAAAUCCUGUUCGAUACCACGCGAAAAUGUCGCCCAGGCCUGGAGCUCUUUGGAGUUCGCUGCAGGCGGAGAGCGUAACGAAGAGAAAGCCUGUAGCAAGCUAAUAUUCGUAAAACUGAAAUUUCCCUCAUUAAUGAUUCAUCAUAACAAUAUAAGCGGAUUAUAAGGCUUAGAAGCUAAGUAUAAACGUAAAAAAUCGGCAAUAUAACAUUAAAUAAGUUACAUUUUUAUUCGGACAGAAACGGUUUCAACACAAUAAAAAGGUCAGUUAAAAAGAAAUCGUUAAACUUACAAGCAAAAAAAAAAAUUUCUGCACUUAGAAAAAAACUCAAAC
This is a messenger RNA of Drosophila gunungcola (fruit fly), 727 nucleotides long. RefSeq lists its product as uncharacterized. The transcript has a single exon. The record is from RefSeq and is a predicted model, not a curated record. Lineage: Eukaryota; Metazoa; Arthropoda; Insecta; Diptera; Drosophilidae. Bases 52 to 471 code for a protein of 139 amino acids.